ACGGCCGCGAGGGAAGCCGGCUAGCGCUAGGACCGCGCCGCUCCGCCCGCCCGCCCGCUCGCCCGCUGCUAUAAGAGGCCGCUCGGGGCCCCACGCGGAACCGGCUCCGCGCCGCUGUCCCCGCGUCCCCACCCGGCUCGAGUUCAGCGCAAGCCCAGGCAGAGUCCCCGGCCUUCGAGGGGGCGCCCCCCGUCCCCCCGGGCCCCGCCGCGCACCAUGGGCGCUGCCCACUCGGCGUCCGAGGAGGUGCGGGAGCUCGAGGGCAAGACCGGCUUCUCCUCCGACCAGAUCGAACAACUGCACCGGAGAUUCAAGCAGCUGAGCGGGGACCAGCCCACCAUCCGCAAGGAGAACUUCAACAAUGUCCCUGACCUGGAGCUCAACCCGAUCCGAUCCAAAAUUGUUCGUGCCUUCUUCGAUAACAGGAACCUGCGUAAGGGACCCAGUGGCCUGGCUGAUGAGAUCAACUUCGAGGACUUCCUGACUAUCAUGUCUUACUUCCGGCCCAUCGACACCACCCUGGGCGAGGAGCAGGUGGAGCUGUCCAGAAAGGAGAAGCUGAAAUUUCUGUUCCAUAUGUACGACUCGGACAGCGACGGCCGCAUCACCCUGGAAGAAUAUAGAAAUGUGGUGGAGGAACUGCUUUCUGGAAACCCGCACAUCGAGAAGGAGUCAGCUCGGUCCAUUGCAGAUGGAGCCAUGAUGGAGGCAGCCAGUGUGUGUGUGGGGCAGAUGGAACCGGACCAGGUGUACGAGGGGAUCACCUUUGAGGACUUCCUGAAGAUCUGGCAGGGAAUCGACAUCGAGACCAAGAUGCACAUCCGCUUCCUCAACAUGGAGACCAUCGCCCUCUGCCACUGACCUGCCGCCACUGGCCAACGCAAGGGAGGGGGUGGUUGGAAGCUGGAAGUGGCGAGGUCCACUGUUCAGCCCUUUGCCUAAGCUGCUGUGACAGUACCCCUUCGCUUAUCCUUCCCGUGGGGUGUGGGUGUGGUGUGCGGGACUCUGCUGUUUUUAUUUCUAAUGAUGACAAUAAAGGUUUCUUAAUGA
Messenger RNA from Peromyscus maniculatus bairdii (prairie deer mouse), 1050 nucleotides. It is a transcript of the gene Tesc, whose product is annotated as tescalcin. NCBI's taxonomy places the organism in Eukaryota, Metazoa, Chordata, Mammalia, Rodentia, Cricetidae. Gene Ontology annotation, molecular function: calcium ion binding. The record is from RefSeq and is a predicted model, not a curated record.